Molecule: messenger RNA, 915 nt
Organism: Symbiodinium sp. CCMP2456
Lineage: Eukaryota; Dinophyceae; Suessiales; Symbiodiniaceae
Source: the annotation of a GenBank genome assembly
AUGGUCGAGAAUGGUGUCACCAACACUGCCGUCCUCGAGCGCCUCAACGCCGAACGGUGCAUGGAGCUGAACCUGCCUUACGCGCUCGUCGAAGCCACCCAGAAACGCUGGAUCGCUGAAAAGAUGAACAUGGGCCAGGACCAGGGCGGCUCCAUUGAGAAGGAGGAUCCUUUCAAGAAGCUCCUGGAGGCUAACAAGGAGCGCAUGACAGGCAAGAACCUUCUCAAUGCCCUGCCUGGCAUGAGUAGUCCGCGGGCAAGCAUUGGUGGCAUGGGUGGCCUGAAUGUGGAUUUUGGCAGCAUGGAGGAUCAGAUGCUCGCGACUAUGAAUCGGGCCUUGAUGCCUCUGCAGGAUCUGGUUCUGUCUCGCUUGCAGGCCAUGGAGGACAAUUUGCAACGGCAGCUGGAGACCACACAGGAAGCGAUCUCCCAGCGCAUGGAUUUCUCGCAGGUUGCACUUUUGCAGACCGUGAACGCCUGCCAAGUGCUACUCCACAAGCUGGACUCAUCACAGGAGACCGUGAUGCAGAAGAUGGAUUCCCAGAAAGCGACGGUAGACCAGAUGGUCAGCUCGUACGCUGGCCUGGUCAAGAACAUCGACGGCGCCAGCGACAGCACUAAACAGGCAUUGUUGGACACCGUGAACACCUCCUCCUCCGCCUUACUGCAGAAGCUGGAUGCCACGCAGCAGGAUCUAUUGAAGCAGACGACUGACUCUCACAAUGUGCUCCAAACCGUGGCGCAAGCACAGACGUCUUUGGCCAAGAAGGUCGACUCGGGCAAUGAGUUUACGCAACGCCGUCUGGUGGAGGUCGAGGGCGCUCUCGGUCGGAAGGUGGACUCGGCAACUGAUCUCCUUACCAAGGCCCAGGAUCAGACGUUGGAGAAGAUGCUUACGUCCAUGCGUACCGACCUG